Molecule: messenger RNA, 573 nt
Organism: Gekko japonicus
Lineage: Eukaryota; Metazoa; Chordata; Lepidosauria; Squamata; Gekkonidae
Product: gastrula zinc finger protein XlCGF17.1-like
Exons: 3
Biological process (GO): regulation of transcription by RNA polymerase II
Molecular function (GO): DNA-binding transcription factor activity, RNA polymerase II-specific; RNA polymerase II cis-regulatory region sequence-specific DNA binding
Source: RefSeq, a predicted model, not a curated record
AUGUUGUGCAACGCCAGGUCGAUCAACAACAAGGUUGAAGUCCUUCGGGACUUCAUACAGGAACAGCAAGUGGACCUGGCGUGCAUGACCAAGACCUGGUGUGGAAAGAGAUUCAGUCGGAAUGACAGUCUUCAACUACAUCGAAGAACCCACACAGGGGAGAAACCUUUUGGAUGCUUAGAGUGUGGAAAGAGAUUCAGUCAGAGUAGCAGUCUUCAACUGCAUCAGAGAACCCACACCGGGGAAAAACCUUUUAAAUGCUCAGAGUGUGGAAAGAGAUUCAGUCAGAGUGUCACUCUUCAACAGCAUCAGAGAACCCACACAGGGGAGAAACCUUUUGAGUGCUCAGAGUGUGGAAAGAGAUUCAGUCGGAGUUGCAGCCUUCAACACAUUGCAGGGGAGCAAACGUUUGAGUGUUCCGAGUGUGGAAAGAGAAAGAAAGAGAAGGAACUACAAGCGGCCAUGGAGGCAAUGGAAGAAAGAAUGACUGAUGCUAUUCAAGAAAUGGGCAAACAGGUGAAGGAGUCGCUGAUAGAGAUGCAGAAAGAGGUGGGAGCGAUCCUGGAGAAAGAA